AUGGGCGGCCUAUCAUUCGUCCAGGCGUCCGCUAUCAUUGCAACUAUUUCUGCCGUCUUGGCCUACUUGCAUAAGUUGCUGUCGCCUUGGGUAGAGCUGCCACGACUACCCGAACAAUGGCUCGCCUUUCGUAGUGGCCUAGCCUGGACGCUUUUCAAGGACCGCGUUGGAUUUUUCGAGGGAGUUGCGUUGGAUCGUAAAUUUGGCUUUGCUAUCAUGACUUCCGAUCCUGGAAGAGUAUUCUGGAAUACUUUAUGGGGCCAAACACGAAAUCCGCACCCAGAAGGCCGUUUACUUCUAUACCACUAUGCAGGGUCUGGUACCCUCCAGGACCUAGAGCUUGAUGAUUUCCCUUCUGGUUUUACUCUCCGUCCCCUCGGCCUCAACUUUUUCCGCGCUGAUGGAAGCACACUGACAAGAUUGUUUGUGGUCAACCAUGGUAUCGAUGGAGGUACAGUGGAGGUUAUGGACAUCGACUACGAAAAUGCCCGGGCUACUUACGUGACAACUAUAUCGGAUGGUGGUCACACGAUACGAUCCCCAAAUUCCGUUGCGCCGGUUUCCUAUACUUCAUUCUAUGUCACAAAUGACCACUAUCUUAUCAGACGAAAGCACCCAGUACUUUCUUUAACCGAGUCAGUUCUUGGUCUUCCACUAGGAUGGGUCAGCUUUGUGGACUUCACAUCAAAAACCGAACCAAUAUUUACAAUCGCUGCUGGGGGGAUUCCAUAUGCCAAUGGUAUUAUUGUGACGCCCACUGGGAAAGAAGUAUUAGUUGCUUCAAGUAGCACCGACUUUGUCAGGAUUUACGAACGCGAGACCGAAACUAAUACUCUUUCUGGGGAUUAUAAAAAAGUCUACCUAACCUUUCAUCCCCAUAGCCUCAGUUUCGAUGAGUCCCUAGAAGUUGACGACCCAACUGUUUUCGAUAGACACGGGAAGUUUCUUCGCGGAGUCAUUGCAGCAGGAUCUCCAGAUUCUGGCAGACUCUUUUGUAUGGCAAGAGGGCCACACGGAUGUGUAGCACCGUCUGUUGUUGCAGAGAUUCGACGUGGAUAUGGGCCAGAUCUUAGCCCCUUUCCGGGAAGUCUGUUCAACCUACAAAGUAAAUACUAUGCCCGGACGCUAUAUGCUGAUGACGGAACGAACUACCCAAGCAGUACGACUGGUGAUAUGGACUCCAAACGAGGCCGACUUAUCGUGAGUGGGCUCUACGCUGAUGGGCUCUUGGAUAUCACGUGGGAUCCAAAGGAGAAGUUUUCUUGA
Molecule: messenger RNA, 1266 nt
Organism: Talaromyces rugulosus
Lineage: Eukaryota; Fungi; Ascomycota; Eurotiomycetes; Eurotiales; Trichocomaceae
Exons: 4
Coding region: 1-1266 (421 amino acids)
Source: RefSeq, a predicted model, not a curated record